AUGAGCGAAACACUUCUCUCCAUCCUAACAGGAGAAACCUGGUCCUGGGACCCAUACGAAUUCAAUCAAAUCACAUUCAACAAAGACGGCACAGGCACACUAAUCUGCCGCCUCGAGCUAGUCGUCUGGAUUGCUGCAGAAUUCGAGUGGAAACCCACCGACCCAGAAUGCCUCAAUCAAUCCAUCGACCUACCCGCAAACCCAUCCAAACGCUCGUCUCUCCUCACUCAAUUCAACAUCGAGAUGACGCUCACCACACGCCGUCCUACUAUACUAGGAGAUUCGAUAAACCGUCGCAUCAUAAAUGAACAGCUCUUGACGGAUGCGGCGUUCCUGCCGAAGGAAUACACGGUGAAGUUGGAGACUGGGCGACUUCUUUGCGCGUCAGAUGCUGGGGGUGGAUAUAGUGAUUCGCCAUGGUUCGGGGCUCGUUUGUCCUUUGAUAAGUCGCCGUAUCCGCCGCGGGAGGAGUGGAAGGAAACGGGUGGUGGCGUGGAUGCGAAUGAGUUCUGGGAGUGGAGGGAGUUUUGCUCCAGGAGGCUUCCUAAGACGGGGUUGUUGUCGUGGGUUUGGGGGAGUUUGGGGGGUUGA
Messenger RNA from Aspergillus bombycis, 591 nucleotides. RefSeq lists its product as uncharacterized. The coding region runs from base 1 to 591 and encodes 196 amino acids. The transcript is spliced from 2 exons. The record is from RefSeq and is a predicted model, not a curated record. NCBI's taxonomy places the organism in Eukaryota, Fungi, Ascomycota, Eurotiomycetes, Eurotiales, Aspergillaceae.